GCAAGACGAGCAGAGCAGCCUCGUGAGACAUGCGGACGACCCAGCUGAGGAUGGCCAAAGCGCCAGCACCCAAGCCACAACCUCGAUUCGCCAUGCCCGUCAAGGCACAAGCCUUCAAUAUCAUGAGCAUCACGCCCUCUGUCAUGAUGCGAUGGGCGCCCACACUCGCCGUCUGGGGUGUCGCUGCUGCAGGUGGCAUUCUCGUCUAUGCGAGCUCUAUCCCGAAGUUCCAGCAGGAUGUCCUCCUCAAGGUUCCGCUGGUCAAGGAGUACUACAAGGACACCAAGCCUGAUGAGGACAAGCCGUUCUGAGCGCGUCUGUUCAUUGCAAUGCCCGGUCAAGUAUGUGAAGCUGCAGAGCGGGGCAGAGACAGCAUGCGAUGCAGGUGGUACAGAUACUUGCUAGACAGUAUACAUCUAAGCGUCGCUUCUCGUGCGACGAUGAAGAGACUUUCGUUCGUUGAGUAAUCAGCCAUAAAGCUUGAUGAGGCUGUCUGCCCCUGCUGUCGCCAACAGAGGCGCAGAAGGAUGAUAGCGUGCCACGAGAAUGCCCUCUGCUCCCUUGACGCGAUGGCUCGUGAUCUCCUGUACGCAAGAUCGCGUCUGGAUCACGUCCCAGAAUCGAAUCGAGCGGUCAUGGCUGGCAGAGACGAGAAACAGGCCCGACGGACUGACAUCCAGGCUCGUGAUCGCGUCUUGAUGCGCUUCGAU
This is a messenger RNA of Mixia osmundae IAM 14324, 710 nucleotides long. RefSeq lists its product as uncharacterized. Bases 51 to 311 code for a protein of 86 amino acids. The transcript is spliced from 4 exons. Lineage: Eukaryota; Fungi; Basidiomycota; Mixiomycetes; Mixiales; Mixiaceae. Gene Ontology annotation, biological process: mitochondrial electron transport, ubiquinol to cytochrome c. The record is from RefSeq and is a predicted model, not a curated record.